AGGCGUGUUCUUUGAGUGUCACUCUAUUUCAAAAGGCUAGGCCAGCACUUUCCAACUGGCUGCUAACGUGAAACCGAGUAGGUGGAAAUUGGAAUUUUACGAAGAUUUUUUUGCACACAAUGUCUUCAGAUGAAGAGGAUCCAGCCAGUCCUGUUUUACCCAAAGACUCAGACCGGGGCAGCUCUGUGUCUUCUGAGCUUCAGGAUGAAUAUGAGGAGCUUCUCCGCUACGCUGUUGUCACUCCGAAGGCUGAAGCUCUUGCCGGCACUCGGCGGAGGAGCCCAAUUUUCCAGAGCAGAGAAGAGACAAAUUCACAGCACCUUCCAGGUACUUUCAGGAGAUUCUGCAACAGAAGCUAAAGAUGGGAGGCAUUCCAGCAGGAGCGUGAGGUCAUCACAUGCAUCCCCCCUGAUAGUUGAACCUUCCACGCGCUCAAGAGCCUCGGAAUUAAGAAAUGAAAGAAGGCCAGGUCAAUCUCCUGACAGAGCAUCGGGGGUCUCAGACACUCGCUCGGACCACUUCCAGGUCCCGUCUGAGGGUUCCAGGUCAAGUAGCCCAGACCUCCACGAGUCUGCAAUGAGGGAGAUCUUUAUCACACCAGAGAACAUGAGCAAGAUGGAGAACAUUCUGGACACCUGGAGCAACAAUUUAAAGACAAAUGUAUUGACUGAGCUACAGAAGUGGAAGUUUGCUUUCAUGGAGCAACACCGGUUGGAGAUGAUGAAGGAGAGGGAAAGACAUGCAGCCCAAACAACUGGCCUGAAAUCAGAGCUGGACAGCCUGAAGGAACUGCUACACACCUACGAGACUUCCAACCAGAGGAAGGAUCAGGUGAUUGUGAACCUAAGUCAGGUGUUGGACAAACAGAAGGAAAAGUUGGAAAAGAUGAAGGCCCUCACCCAAUGGAGAAUCAGGCACACUGAGGCCAAAGAAGAGGCUUAUGCUCUCCAGAUGGCACAGCAGCACUACAGCUUCCAUUUGAAGAAGAAAGUGUGGUUUGCCUGGCACUCUCUAAUUGAGAAACACUGGAAGGUGAAGGUGGAACGAGCUUGCAGGUUGAGGGCUGAAGAGGUCUGCUCCCGCUUAUCCAACGAAUAUGAGGCCAAGCUGGCCGAGCACUGUGAGACCAUCGAGAAGGCUCAGUCAGAGAUAUGCAGACUGCGGCUAGAGCGGGAGCAGUAUGAAGACUCCAUGAAGAAAGCCUUCAUGCGAGGUGUUUGUGCUCUCAACAUGGAAGCUCUGAGCAUGUUUCACUCCACAGAAGGACGACCUGAGCAGCCUCCGCCACAAGAACAGCACGAUUUUCAGCAGGAAUCGGCCACAACGACUCAUUUUCAGCCAUAUCCCACCACCUCUUCAAGGUUCAGUCCGCUCCAUUUUGACCACCCAGAACCCCCCCAAAGUGAAGCAGAUGACGUACUGGGUUCAAGAGCUCCUAUGUCUCAGGAAGAAGGACGACCUCCCACGACUGUUGUGCACAGCUCCGUUCCACUUGGCGGCUUUUCCAGUUCUCUGAAACAGGUUAGUGGUCGAUUUGUCACAUCAAGUCAACAAAAGCCUGCAAAAACGGUCACAGCUCGUAUCACAGCGCGGGCAGACGUUAGUAAGGCACCACGGGCCAACCUACAGGUGAUGGGAGUCGCUCCACCGAUGAGCUCCGUGAUAAUUGAACGUCAUCAUCCCAUCUCACAGCUCACCAUUGGACAAGCCACAGCUGCUAAGUUCCCGCGCUCGUCACAGCAAACCCAGGCCCCCGCUGCCAGCAGAGGGUCAUCACGAACACACGCCAGCACGUGCCAUGUGCACUCCAUCAAAGUAGUUGAAUGAUCGCAACAUCAAAUAGACUCAAUUUAGGAGUUUACCUUUCUAUGCAAAAAAAAGUAUUACAUUCAUUUAAAUCCAA
Molecule: messenger RNA, 1903 nt
Organism: Oryzias latipes (Japanese medaka)
Lineage: Eukaryota; Metazoa; Chordata; Actinopteri; Beloniformes; Adrianichthyidae
Gene: poc5
Product: POC5 centriolar protein homolog (Chlamydomonas)
Biological process (GO): eye photoreceptor cell development
Cellular component (GO): photoreceptor connecting cilium
Source: RefSeq, a predicted model, not a curated record